AUGGCCCCUUCUUUAAGUUUGCGACCUCGUACUGGCGCCAGUGAGCGUCCUCCCACCAGAGAUAAUGCCGACCACAGCCUCAUCAUCCCAAGCCGGACUUCGUCGCUUCACUCGAGAAUAACCCAACCGCUUCCGUCGACUCUCAACGUCAAGCAGGGCGCGAGGAGCCCAAAGACUCUUACUCAUGCCUACAUGGUGUGCGGUGUUGGACGGGAGCCGUCGCAAUGGGUAAAGGCGCCUGCACCAUCUCAGGGCAAGAUUGGGCACAUGAAGGGUGCAGUGGGUACCUUCUGGCUUCCUGAGAUCUUGGGCAGCAGCCCAAGAUUAGAGCAAGACAACGAUAUCGCGAGAUCUCUGCAUGCAGCUAUGCGAGCAUGUUUCCCUCACGACGUCGAGAUUUGCACUGGCAGGAGCCAGCCGCAUUGCGUACAUCACUCUUUUGUUCUGCAACAAGAUUCUUCACACACUCUUUACGGCAUUGCGCUGCGCGUCUGGUCUCGCGCUGAUGAGAAGAGGGCUGAGACCAUCCGGGACCUCCGCAAGCGAAUCGAGCCCGACUUUUUCGAUAACCCAGACGAGACAUACUGGAUUCCGUACUGCCUUAGUUUCCUCUCCCGAUACCCUUUGUACAACUUGCUCGGCGACUAUCUACGCGGUAUGUGGAUUCACUGGAACAAGGCUACGAAUCUGUUCCACGCCGAAGAGGUGUCCCGCAUCCUCAGCUUCCCCGCCCCUCGUCUGAACGACCUGGUUCGAAUCGACAUGAAGGACUAUGCGCUGUGCUACCAGUUCCCGUCCUCGCCUACUGGGUUCCAAAAUUUCGCCAUGUGGCCACUCUUCACGUGUCUGUCAAUCCCCAACAUCGUUGGUGUGAUAGAGGCUGCUGUGUCACCAACACGACGAAUCAUCUUCACUAGUCAUUACCCCGCGAUGCUCACGAUCGCAGCCGAGACUAUCCGCUUCUGCGUGAGGGUUUACGAGUGGAGCGGUCUGUACGUACCCGUCGUACAUGCGCGUCACGUCAAGGAUCUGGUCCAGGAGCCGGGCCCAUACAUUCUGGGUGUAACCUCAGAAUGCCGAUCGCUCUUUACAGCCCCUACAGAUGCCCUUGUCGUUGAUUUGGACCGCAAUUUCGUCCUGACCUCCAGCCCGCCGACUGCUCUUACGGCAGGCCAGAGGACCAAGAUGAUCCAACGUCUGACGCAGGCUCUGAAUGGCGAAGUGUCACCGACUGGUGUUCCACAGCAUCUGCGAUCAGCGUAUGGCGGUGGCAAGCUCAUUCCCGCGGGUCAGAUCAUCGUGAUGCGUGGCGAGGUUGAGAGCAUCCAGGAUCCCGACUGGUGGGCCCAAGACGCGGUUAUGUCUGUUAUGGAUCACGUCUGCGAGAAAUUGGGCCGCAACACUGGAGUCAAGGCCAUAUUUGGAGGCUCCGUCAAGAAACCAUUGAUGACUAAGGUGUCGAUGCGCCACUUGAACGAGAUCGUCCGCGAGCGCAACCAAUACUCGCGUGACGCACAAGAAGCCUGGACAGACUUCAUUAAUCUCAAGCAACGCUUGGACAGCGAGCUCGGUAAAGUUACUAAGAGAAACAACUUCUUGGUCGAGGAGCUUGAGAGCUGGAAACAGCAGUUCCUCAAGUUCCAGGCUUUCGCCGAGCAGCUCACCAAGGAAACCCAGGAUCUCAAGGUCAAAAUUGAGAACCACAAGCGCGAGAACCGCCGCCUCACCAGUCUCAUCGAUCAACAGAAGGACGAUGCCGCAAGGCUUACUGUCCGGCUGUCUGGUACUGAGAAGCAGCGUGAUGAUGCUCUCGAAGCGCUUGUGCUUCAACAAGAGAUCGCUGAGGAGCUCGAGCGUGAGAGGAAGAAGAACAAGAAGGAGCUUGCUGCACUGCAACACACUAACGGCGCCAUCAUGCGCCAAAGAGACGAAACGCAACGUGUUGUGCUUCACCUUCGUGCCCUCAUCGAGGGUCAAACCCACCACAUGGAGCACAUUGUCAAGUCGCUCAACCAAGACGACAUGUCAAAUUACAUGGAUGCUGGCUUUGAGGAUGUUCCUGAGGAGGACGAGGAUGAGUUUGAGGACGCUGAGACGCAGACUCAAACUCCGAGCCGCCGUUCUAUCAAGGACAAGUCUGAGGUUGGUACUAUCCGCGGCGUAGCCGGCGUUGAGAGCCGCCAGGAAUCAAGAGCGAGCACUGCACAAGGCAAGCAUCUCGACGGAGAGGACGUAACACCUGACAUGGAACAGCGCCUAUUCAACAACCCUGCACGCAACUCCAAGCGCUUCUCAAACCAGUCAAUGGUCGACGUUGCCGACCGUGUCCUUCGCGACAAGACCGACGCGAUUGCCUACAUCAUUCGCAACAUCUCAGAACAGUGUGCUGCAGCUGUAGAGGGCCUUCAGCUCGCCCAGCGUGCUGACACUGAAGACGAUAGCCACAGUGACCGUCGCAGCAGCGUCGGCCAGAUGUCUUCAGCUGGAGGUCGCGCGCAAUCAACGAUUGGCAGCGAGUACGGCGACGAGGACAACAUGCUUCGCCCCAACCGAGGCUCAAGCAUUCCCCCAACUCCCGAUCUAAGCCACAGGUCUAGCACCUCCAUGUCCAUGGCCAGCGCCAGCACAACACCAGACCGCCACAGCUUACAGCACCGAUCGCACGACAUUCCCGUCGUACCAACACGUAUCAUCGAAGAUGAUGAUGAUGUGGACGGCAACGAUGUCCACGCUGACAUGAUCCCCGUGUCCAAGUACGCGACACCACUCCAGCGACCCAACACUGCUGUACGCCACAACCUGCGAUAA
This is a messenger RNA of Alternaria burnsii, 2808 nucleotides long. RefSeq lists its product as uncharacterized. The transcript is spliced from 3 exons. The record is from RefSeq and is a predicted model, not a curated record. Gene Ontology annotation, biological process: regulation of Rab protein signal transduction. Gene Ontology annotation, cellular component: cytoplasmic vesicle. Lineage: Eukaryota; Fungi; Ascomycota; Dothideomycetes; Pleosporales; Pleosporaceae. Bases 1 to 2808 code for a protein of 935 amino acids.